Messenger RNA from Hordeum vulgare subsp. vulgare (domesticated barley), 3344 nucleotides. RefSeq names its product pentatricopeptide repeat-containing protein At5g01110-like. The transcript has 3 exons. NCBI's taxonomy places the organism in Eukaryota, Viridiplantae, Streptophyta, Magnoliopsida, Poales, Poaceae. Gene Ontology annotation, molecular function: protein binding. The record is from RefSeq and is a predicted model, not a curated record. Bases 45 to 2102 code for a protein of 685 amino acids.
UGAACAGAGAAAAUGGCUAGAAAGCGUGUCCUGUGGUAUACGUAAUGCUUAGCGGAAGGUGGGUUUAUUGGUUUCGCAUUCUCAGCUUGAAGGCGGCAGCUCCAACCCCAAGCCUCCAACGCACUCGAGUCCACCACCGUUCGCCGUCGGCAAUGGCGAUUCCGCGCCGCCUGCCCUGCCUUCCCACCGUGGCCGUGUCCACCAGACGCUCGACCGCGAGCCUAGCCGUCUCCCAUGGUGGGACCGGCGCGAGGCCCUCGACGGCCGUCCUGGCCGCCGCCGCGACGGCAGCCGCGGCGGCGGGCCGCGCCUCCGAGUGCCAGUCGCUCCUCCUCCGCAUGUCGCGGCGCCGCGGCGCCUCCCGCGUCGAUAUCGUGUCGUCCCUCCUCGCCUCCUCCCCGACCCCGCAGCCGCAGGUGUUCGACCUCCUCAUCCGCACCUACACCCAGUCCCGCAAGCCCCGGGAGGCAUUCGAGGCCUUCCGCCUCCUCCUCGACCGCCGCGUCCCCAUCCCCGCCGCCGCCUCAAACGCGCUCCUGGCCGCGCUCUCCCGCGCCGGCUGGCCCCACCUCACCGCGGACGCCUACCGCCUCGUCCUGUCCUCCGGCUCCGAGGUAAACACCUACACGCUUAACAUCAUGGUCCACAGCUGCUGUAAAGCCCUACAGUUCGAUAAGGUUGAUACCGUGAUCUCCGAGAUGGAGAAGAGAUGCGUGUUUCCGGAUGUGGUAACCCAUAAUGUGAUGAUUGAUGCUAGAUUUCGUGCUGGGGAUGUUGAGGCGGCGAUGGCAGUGGUCGAUUCGAUGGUUAGUCAGGGGAUAAAGCCGGGAAUCUUGACGUAUAAUGCGGUGUUGAAGGGGUUGUGUAGGAAUGGAAGGUGGGAUAAAGCGAGGGAGGUGUUCAGGGCAAUGGACGAGUAUGGGGUGGCUCCCGAUGUUCGGAGCUUCAACAUGUUGAUUGGGGGAUUUUGUAGAGUUAAGGAGGCUGGUGAGGCGAUGAAGUUUUAUAAGGAGAUGCGGCGGCGUGGAGUCACACCAGAUAUUGUGAGCUUUAGUUGCUUGAUUGGGUUGUUUGCAAGGAGGGGGGAGAUGGACCGUGGGGCAGCCUACUUGAGGGAGAUGAGAGAGUUCGGGUUGAUGCCUGAUGGUGUGAUUUACACAAUGAUCAUUGGUGGAUAUUGCAGGGCUGGGUCAAUGUUGGAGGCGCUGAGAGUUAGGGAUGAGAUGGUUGGCCAUGGAUGUUUGCCAGAUGUGGUAACUUACAAUACCUUGCUGAAUGGGCUCUGUAAAGGGCGUAGGUUGUCUGAUGCAGAGGAGCUUUUGACUGAGAUGAGGGAGAGAGGGGUCCCACCAGAUUUAUGCACCUUCACAACUUUAAUUCAUGGGUAUUGUAGGGAGGGCAACAUAGAGAAGGCAUUGCAACUAUUUGAAACAAUGCUGCAUGAGCGUUUGACGCCAGACAUUGUGACAUACAACACUUUGAUUGAUGGAAUGUGCAGACAAGGUGAUCUGGGCAAAGCUAAUGAGCUAUGGGAUGAUAUGCAUUCUCGAGAAAUCUUCCCCAAUCACAUUACCUACAGCAUCCUGAUAGACAGCCACUGUGAGAAGGGACAAGUGGAUGAUGCAUUUGGGUUUUUGGAUGAAAUGAUAAACAAGGGGAUUGUGCCAAACAUCAUGACCUAUAAUUCCAUCAUUAAGGGUUACUGCCGGUCUGGAAAUGUAUUGAAGGGACAACAAUUUUUGCAGAAGAUGAGGGAUGCCAAGGUGUUGCCUGAUUUAAUUACUUACAACACCCUAAUCCAUGGUUAUGUUAAAGAAGAGAAGAUGCAUGAAGCUUUUAAUUUGCUUAACAUGAUGGAGAAUGAAAAGGUUCAAGCAGACACUGUCACGUAUAAUAUGAUUAUAAAUGGGUUUUCUGUACAUGGUAAUAUGCAAGAAGCUGAUUGGGUUUACAAGAAAAUGGGUGCUAGAGGAAUCGAACCAGAUAGAUAUACAUAUAUGUCCAUGAUAAAUGGUCAUGUUGCAGCUGGAAACUCGAAGGAGUCAUUUCAACUUCAUGAUGAGAUGCUUCAGAAAGGGUUUGCUCCUGAUGACAAAUUCUGAGGGUAUUAUUUUCCUCCAUACUGGAAUCUAAUUGAUGCUAUGGCUAAUUCAACAAUGAGAAAUGAAGGCAUUUUGCAGUUUGUUUAGAUUGUCAGGAUUUUUGCUCCAUUAAGUAUUUAUGGACUUGAAGGCGUCUGAUUAAAUUUUGGAGUAAAUUCCGUGGAAGUUUUCAUUAUUGGGUGGUCCAAGGGUAGAAAAUUUUCCACACAAGUGACCUCUCUAGACGUGCUUUCUUCACCAACGUGCAGAAAUAUUUUGUUAGGGCUCAGGAGGUGUGCUUUUGUUUUCUGGGCAGCGGAGGAAUCUAGCAUGCUCUAAAUUUCACAGGUGGGGUCCACGGGCCAGCUACCCAUUAGCAGAGAGGGUUCGGUCACACGACUGCUCUUUUCCGCUUCCUUCCACGUUGUUCGGUCCACUCUUCAUCAGCGCCUCACGCAGUGUUGACUCGGGCCGCUUCGUCGUCAGUGUCUCGCUCUGCGUCACGUCGGACCGCACGGCCGCACGUGCAAAGCACGGUCCAGUGCCUCCUGUUCGAGCACCUCGGCGCCGGCGCGCAGGACGUGUAGACGUGCAUGGGCGACGAGCACGGUGACGGCGCGGCGCGGUGGCACUGUGGUGUGCUGAGUUUAAUUUGUCACUUGCUUGUCUGUGGUGUUAUUAUGUGGAUUCAUGUUGUUUUCAGUUGAACUGAAGCCUUUCCAUGCAUCGCCUUCUUGCUCUUGGACUUGUACGAGAGUAGCAGCAGCACUAGUACCGCUUAGAGAGCAAAUCCAGUGCAAGGAGGAGGCCCUGCUGCACCUGAUUAGCAGGCAAAGAGCCCGCGCCUCUCAAUCGACAUCCCAACAGUGAGCAAAUCCAGUGCAAGGAGGAGGUCCUGCUGCACCUGAUCAGCAGCCAAAGAGCCCACACCUCUCAGUCAACAUCCAAACAGUGAGCAGCAGCCUACGGCAUACCCAAUCAGCAUGUCCUCGUCACACCGACUACAGCAGCCGCUGACACCACACCAACAACACUUGGUUCAGGUUCUAGUAAGAACGGCAGCAACAAUGUCCCUGCCAAGCUGCAUGUCCUCCUCAUACGGAGUUCAAUGAAAAAGAAUAAUCCUGGGUUCUAACUUCUAAGCCAAGUAACAUUCGGUUGAUCCUGUAUCCAUAUAUAAUCACAUAUUUUAUUUCAAUACAGACGACUGAUCGUUCCUUCUGUUUUGAUAUUAUAAACAACAAUUAAUGUUGAGUCUGAACA